This is a messenger RNA of Penicillium angulare, 1476 nucleotides long. RefSeq names its product cytochrome P450. Gene Ontology annotation, molecular function: oxidoreductase activity, acting on paired donors, with incorporation or reduction of molecular oxygen; iron ion binding; heme binding. The transcript has 4 exons. NCBI's taxonomy places the organism in Eukaryota, Fungi, Ascomycota, Eurotiomycetes, Eurotiales, Aspergillaceae. The coding region runs from base 1 to 1476 and encodes 491 amino acids. The record is from RefSeq and is a predicted model, not a curated record.
AUGUUUUCCCAGUCUAUCUAUCGAGUUCUUUAUGAACAUUGCAUAUUGAGUAUCUUGACCUUAUUCCUUUCGGCAGCGGCUGCCAAUGCAUUCUAUGAGCUUGCCAUCAACCCCUUGAAGAAAUACAAAGGCCCCAAGCUCGCAGCGAUUACUCGAAUCCCAUUCUUUUAUCACUCCAUGAGAGGGAAUUUCAACAAAUGGAUCUCCAACAUUCACGUUCAAUACGGAGAUGUAGUCAGAGUUGCCCCUGACGAGUUGAGCUAUUCAUCAGGUGAAGCAUGGAAAGAUAUCUACGGACACGGGGCUGCUGGGAAGAAGUCAACUAACAAGGACUUGCGUUUCUAUGGGCCAACCUUCAAUGGAGCACCAGACAUCAUCCGAGCAAAUGGUCCAGACCAUGCGCGCUUUCGUCGUAACUUCUCCAAUGCUUUCUCCGACAAAGCCCUUCGCGAGCAGCAACCUCUCAUCGGUCAAUACGUGGAUAUGUUCAUCGAUUGCCUCAAUACUAUUACCCAGCAGGAUCCCGAUCGGAAGAUUGAGAUGGUGCGUCUCUUUAAUCUUACGACGUUUGACAUCAUGGGAGACUUGACAUUUGGAGAGUCUCUAGACCUGUUGGCUGGGACUGGUGAUGAUAAUUGGGUGACUGCAAUCUUCGCUAGUGUUAAAGCAAGCUCUCUACGAAGGAUGGGACGAUAUGCUACCUGGAUGGCAUUCUUUGUUCAAAAGUCCAUUCCAGAGACUCUCAAGAUCAAAAGUUUGAUGCACUAUAGCUCUUGCAUGAAGCGUGUCGACAAACGAAUUGACGCUUCUCAUAAGGCCGAAAGGCCCGAUAUUUGGGGGCUUGUGAUGAAUCAAAAGGAGGAACUUCAGUUAAGUAAGGCAGAGAUGUACGCAAACUCACAGAUAUUCAUGCUCGCUGGAACGGAGACAACAGCCACCGCCCUAAGUGGCCUAACAUAUCAACUUCUGAUGAACCCAGAGAAAUUAGAGACCAUCACAAAGGAAAUAAGGGAAACAUUCCAAAAGGAUUCUGAUAUCGGAUUGAUUGCUUUGGGUCAAAUGAAGUACUUAAAUGCAUGCAUUGAUGAAGGCUUGCGUAUUUAUCCGCCUGUGCCCAUUGGACUACCUCGCCUUGCGCCGUCAGGGGGCAUGGUAACUGCAGUUUCCGUCAACCAUUGGGCAACCUACCGCAAUCCUCGAAACUUUCAACGACCAAAUGAAUUCCUCCCCGAGAGAUGGCUUAGUAGCGAAUUUGUCAGCGACAAUAAGUCUGCUUUCCAACCAUUUUCAUUCGGACCACGCAACUGUCUGGGCAAAAAUCUAGCAUAUCAUGAAAUGCGGAUUAUUCUUGCAAAGUUCUUAUACAACUUCGACCUUACGCUUACACCUGAGUCCGUUGGAUGGGCCGAGCAAAAGGUAUACGGGCUAUGGCAGAAGAAUAAGUUGAUGGUACAGCUCAAGCCAAGGGCAACAUGA